Molecule: messenger RNA, 6599 nt
Organism: Scomber scombrus (Atlantic mackerel)
Lineage: Eukaryota; Metazoa; Chordata; Actinopteri; Scombriformes; Scombridae
Gene: fnbp1l
Product: formin binding protein 1-like
Exons: 16
Coding region: 86-1780 (564 amino acids)
Biological process (GO): signal transduction
Molecular function (GO): protein binding
Source: RefSeq, a predicted model, not a curated record
CCGGACUCCCAGCGGCAGUGUAGGAGACUCUUAGCGGGGAAAACUGCGUCCAAAUCCGGGGAGAACUCAGACGGAGGAAUCCACAAUGAGUUGGGGAACGGAGCUCUGGGACCAGUUUGAUAAUCUGGACAAACACACCCAGUGGGGGAUCGACUUUCUUGAGCGCUAUGCAAAGUUUGUCAAGGAAAGGCUGGAAGUAGAGCAAAACUACGCCAAGCAGCUAAGGAGCUUGGUGAAGAAAUACUGCCCGAAACGCGCUAAAGAAGAGGAGCCGAGGUUCACAUCGUGUCUGUCAUUCUACUCCAUACUGAAUGAACUCAACGACUAUGCCGGUCAGAGGGAGGUGGUGGCUGAGGAGAUGGCUCAUAAGGUUUAUGGAGAGCUGAUGAGGUACAGCCUAGACCUCAAAACUGAGAGGAAACAUCAUCUACAGGAGGGCAGGAAGGCUCAGCAGUAUUUGGAUCAUUGCUGGAAGCAGAUGGACAACAGUAAGAGGAAGUUUGAGAGAGAGUGCAGAGAAGCAGAGAAAUCCCAGAUUUCCUACGACAAGCUAGAUAAUGACAUCAAUGCCACCAAAUCAGAGGUGGAGAAGGCCAAAGCUCAGUUCUACCUGCGGACUCACAUGGCGGACGAGAGUAAGAACGAGUACGCCGCUCAGCUGCAGAACUUCAACGCAGAACAGUGGAAACAUUUCAACAACGCCAUACCACACAUCUUCAAGAAUCUGCAGGACAUGGACGAACGUCGGACGGUGAAGCUCGGAGAGACGUACCGGAGCUUUGCUGAGUCGGAGCGGAGAGUCAUUCCCAUCAUUUCCAAAUGCUUAGAAGGAAUGGUUUCGGCUGCUAAAGCUGUCGACGAGCGAAGGGAUUCAACCAUCGUUGUGGAGUCAUUUAAGUCCGGCUUUGAACCCCCAGGCGACUUCCCCUUCGAGGACUUCAGUCAGAAUUUGAGCAGAACGGGUUCAGAUGGGACCAUCAGUACACCCAAAGGAGAAAGAGACAAAGACGGAGCCCCGGGGCCGAGAUCCGACCCCAAACACCAGAUGAGCAAAACCAAGAACAAGCUCUGGUUGUUCGGGAAGAAACCGAAGGCGCCGUCUCUGGAGGAUUUCAGCCACUUGCCCCCCGAGCAGAGGAGGAAGAGGCUUCAGCAGAGGAUCGAUGAACUCAGCAAGGAACUCCAGAAAGAGAUGGAUCAGAGAGACGCGCUGAACAAGAUGAAGGAUGUUUAUGAGAAGAAUCCUCAGAUGGGAGACCCCAUCAGCCUGCAGCCCAAAAUAUCAGAGACCAUAUGUAACAUGGAGAAGCUGCGCUCUGAAAUACAUAAAAACGAGACUUGGUUAUCUGAGGUGGAGGGAAAGCAGAGCUCCAGAGGAGACAGAAGACACAGCGCCGACAACCACCAUCACACUCCUCAAGGCAGAGAGAGUCCUGAGGGCAGUUAUACAGACGACACCAGUCAGGAGCAUCACACGCCUCAUCACCGCACCAGUCCUCCACAGCCAGGUAACCCGAACCCGAACCCAGACCCCCACGAGUUUGACGACGAAUUUGACGAUGACGAUCCGCUACCCGUCAUCGGACACUGCAAAGCGCUGUACUCCUUUGAUGGUCAGAACGAGGGGACGCUGGUGAUGGCAGAAGAUGAGGUGUUGUACAUCAUCGAGGAGGACAAAGGCGACGGCUGGACACGGGCGAGGAAGCAGAGCGGGGAGGAGGGCUACGUCCCCACCUCCUACGUAGAAAUCACCAUGGAGAAAAACAGCAAAGGUUCCUGAGGGCUGCAGGGUGGCCGGGCGAUUUGAUUGGCUGGUGGAGGGCUCACGCUGAUUGCUGAUUAUUGGUGGUGGGGGUGACCAAGAAAGAGAAAGAGAGAGAGAGAGAAAAUAAGACAAGAGAGGGGAGGAAAGGAAAAGGAAAUAAUUGAUCUGAAAGGCAGGUUUGCAUGUCUGCAUGCUCACAAAUCAAUAAUCAGGAAAGAGCAUUCUGGGUUAGUAGAAGACAAGGGAGGGUCGUACAGUAGGUUGAAGAGCAGAUGACCCCUAAAGCCAAAAAUAGGCACCAUUAACAUUUAAUAUCUUAAUGUAGGGUCCCAUGUGGUAGCCACUGCAGAAGUCCCACGGCUUUCCAAGAAUUUAUCUAAAGAGUAGCAGAGCAGUGAGUCUUUAAAGGCCUUUUCAGACCACAAAGAAAUGGCAGAAAACAUGAAAUUAACAGAGGCAUCAAUAUGCUGCUUCCUGGUCUGUAAGGGUCUUACAAGUUGGGACUUCUGUGAUGGCUACACGUCUUUAACAGUUUUGAGCAAAUUUGAUCACAUCAAGGGGGAACAAACCUGAUGAUCUCUCUCUCCGAUUUGAAAAAUUCAGGAAUUUUCCAUUUUAGGACCCAUACUUGACUGGAGGACAGUAAGUCAUGUGCAUGUGUACUCAAAAGUUUUAACUCGGAGAGCAGAGCAGCAGCAGGUUUUCCUCUCUGAUAUGAUGUGAAUUAAAGUCAGUCUCCUCUCUGUAGGUGCUGGUCAGAGUGUUUUUGGAAAAGUUGAUCUAAACCGUUUGUAGUGUUAUUUAAGUUUAUCAUAUUAGCAUUUUUCAACUCUAAUAAAUGGGUUCCACAAACCACAAAAAUAGCUUUCUGACAAAAUAUUCUCAUCACGAAUUCCACGUACUUGAAUGACAGGAUGUCUGAGCAACUCUGUCCACUGAGGAAGAUCAUGAGAUGUGGCCGAAGUAUUUGGAAACAACAAGUAAGUGGACCUUGUGAUGAGCAAUAUUUUGUCAAACUGCUGUUUCAGAGGUUAAGAAUCUGUUAAGAAAAAUGCAUCUUCAAUCUGUUAAGGUUUUUUUUGAGUAAAGUAAUCCUAAUUUACAGAUUAACAUUUUCUCCCUUUACCACACUAUCAGCACUUAAUCUUUUCCCCUAAACCUUUGAUCCAGCUCCUGAGAGAAACAUCAGCUCAGAAUAUCAGGGUUUAAUAUCUUUCAGGGUCAGUUUUUUUUUCUUCUAAUUUGCUGCCACUAACAAUAUCAGCGCUGCACUGUUUUAACUCAUCUUUGUUAUAUCAUUAUCAUCAUCAUCUGUGCUCUGUUGGUGAUGUCUGCCUGCCUGCCUGCCUGCCUGAGCCACUCUGCUCCUCAUGCCUGCCUUCAUGUGUCACCGACAUACAGUCGCUUGUCUUUAACGUGUCAUAAAUGUCUCCGAAAACAUGAUCAGCUGUUUAAUCUGCAUUUUUUUUGCGUGUGUGCAACUCUGGCUGUCUGGACUGUGUUGUAUGUUGAAUGCAAUGUCAUCAUGAUAUCUUAAUGAGUUUCCAGCAUGAUUUAUUUAUUUAUACGAUCUCCUAAACAGCAGCUGGGUCAAAUAAGAGCUACUCGUUAGGCAGGGCUAUCAGAUGAAUACAGGACCUCUCUACUCCUCUCUUUCUUCUUCUCCUUUUCCCACCUGUACUCUUCUUCUUCUUCUACGCCUGGGUUGCAAUUCCACCAGUUGACCAGCAGAUGGCAGCAUUUCCCCACCAAACUACAGCUCAGCUCGAGCAGGACCGGGACACUUCAUUAAUAACACCAAACGAAACAAAACACACAAAAAAGAAGAGCUUCGAUGUCUUUGCAGUCUGACUCUGCCUUAAAACUUCCUGUUGUUUUACUGUGGAGGGAUUACUAUUAUUCCACACACAUAUCUGGAUGUGUCUGCUCUUCUGCCUGACUACGUCUCCCAUCAGCCACCUGGGCUCAAGCCCCACCUCCUUGGGGGAGGAUUCUUAACUUCAUCUCCCUGACAAGUUUUUUUUUUUCCAUUUAAUCAGUUGUAUUUGUGAAUGUGACGACACACGCACACAUGUAUCAAUGACUUGUAUGCACACAUUUUAUGGGAGGCCAAACAGGCCAAAAACACACGUUGCAUGUUUUUGACCCCUUUGGCUUUCCAUACACUUUUAACAUAUAAAAAGUGUGCACACAUGCCUGCGUUAUAUGCGUGAUGUUAGUUUUACCAUUGAAUGAUUUGUACAUAUUAACAUCUUUUUAUGUCAUGCUGAAUGUGUUUCCAUGGUGAUUGUUUUUAGGUAUGUUUGAUUGACACUCUUCAUGAGAGACAGUAAGGUUUGAGUUGAACCGAUGCACUUUGCCCUGAAGUACUACAGCAUUUGAAUCCGACUAAAUGAGAGAGUGAGUGGAUGAAUGAAUGGAUUGAAGGUCUGUGGUGUUUGCAGAUAGAGGUGUGGACUUUAUGAAUGACCACUGUGUAGCAGCGAGAAACAAAGUAAGGCUCUAGUAAUAUUCUCUUCUAACUGGUUUUUUAUACUCCUUUUGUAACUCUUGACGAGCAACUUUUUUUGCAUGAUUUUCUAGAUUCUUUGAAUUCAUUCAUUCGUCUCUGUCAGCGUUUUAAAGUCUCUCUGGUGAUUCUUUUUUCUUUUUUUCUUAACCAGUCGCUGUAUUCGCUCAAUACACUAACAAAAUUACACACCUAAUGUAAAACUUCAACUUCCUUUUGAUGCUAUUUAAGACAAAAAUGCCACUAACCAAUCCUCUCUUGUCAGGGUAAUCUAAGCAGCAGGUCCGCGCCUUUUAGUUGUAAUCUGUGUUUCUUCGUUGAAGCUGUGAAAUGUACAAAAUGAUGCUGUAGAUGUUACUUGAACUUACUUGAACGUUCCCCCCCUCCGGCCACACUACCCCGCUUUUCCUCUCCUAUCUAUAACCGAUUUGCAUUAAAGGGGUAUUACAACGAUUUUUUGAUAUCACACUUCGAUAAAGUUGCAAGAAACAGAUUAAAACAAGAACAGUGAAAAUCAAGCGGCGAAAGCAGAGACAUCUUCACUUUAAGUCCUUAAAUAUGGUGCAAGCUUAAAAAAUGUUGGAGCAACUUAAUAGCUUAUCUUUUUUAUAAGACCAUCCCUGCCUACUGCAUCCUUGAAACUACACUACACCUCCAGUUUGUAACAGAGUCAUCUGGUUACAAUGUUAAGUCUUGAAGCCCAAGCCUACAUCAUCAGGGUUAUUUUUUUUUUAAAUUCACAGGUUGAGUAGUGUGCUUAAUUGCACGAUUCUGAUCUGUUAAAUUAGUGGAGUGCCUCUUUAAGACGCCCUCUCUGCUGAUUUUGGAUGCAAAAUGGCGCAAAUGAUACAAACUUAUCAGUCUCUGCAGUUUGUUGUUUUUUUUUACUUUUACAUGAUGCCUUCUAAAUCUGUACACAGAUCUAUCAGUGCUUAUUAUUGAUCUGUAUACAUAUCUGAUAUUAUUGUUUUCCAAAUAAGAAUAAACUACAGAUUAUCUGCUCGUGAUUUCCUAAACUGAGUUGAAAACGAUGAUAUCAGAUAUGUGCAACAAAGUGUUACAUGUUGAUUUUAUUUGUUUGAGUUGUAAUCAUGUCAUACUGUUAAUUAAAUAUUAAAAGCAAUUGCUGCAACUAAUUAUUAUUAAUAUAAAUGUUUUAUUAAUUGUUUAGUCUAUUAAAUGUCAAGAAUAGUGGAAAAUGCCUAUCGAAAAAUCCAACGAGAUGUCUUCCAGUGUGCUAGGACUGUUUGACAAACAGUCCAAAAAAACCCCAAAGAUAUUCAAAAUACAUGAAAUAAAACAAAGAAAAGCAGCAAAUUCUCACAUUUUAGAAACUAGCUGGUGAAUAUUUGGCAGUUUUUGCUCAAUAAAUGACAAACCAAUCAAAACCAAUACCCAACUUAUGCUCUCAUGCAAGACAAACGCAGGCAGGACUUAUUCAGAUUGUGGAGGUGAUUAUCCUCUGAUGUAUGUAACAUGAGGAUAAAGGGCAGUCAUAUGUAGAAAUAGUCAUUUCUGUUUGUAGGAAAUGACUGUGUAGUUGUCUGCAGGGCGUUUUUACUAACUCAUAGACUGUUUAACUCCUAAAUAGACGGUGCACUUACAUUGUUCAUGCUUUCUUCCCUAAAUGUCCCUUUUGAGUUCAUCUCAUAGGCAUGUUUUUGAGUGUACUGCCCCCUUUUAAUCACCAUUGUCAAUAGCAGCUUUUUACCAAACAUCCCAUUAAGAGCAAAGCUUCCUACUAAUUAAAAUACCUGUAAAAAAACAAAACUGUGAGCUGCAUACUUUAAUAGCCACUGUGCUGUCAUUUUGAAUAUUAUGCAAAAAAAAAAACAAAACAUGCAUAUUAACAGAUCAGCUUUGAGAUGCUCGAUGCUACGAUGAAGUUUGCAGUAAGUUCUUGUAAAAACAGUGCUUUACUGAAACCUGGCAGGCUUCUGUGAGCAUGGUGCUGUUUAUCACCCAGCAAAAACCAGACAUGUUCUUCUCUACAUUCCUCCUCUUCUUUUAAAAAAAUCAACCGAUCAUCCUGUGGAGACUUUGCACCUCUGUACAGACACUGCCCAGCUGUUUAACUCCAGGGUCACAACCAAACCCUUUUUAUUCUUUUCAGCAUGGAGUCACAGCAGCAGGUACAAGGUGUCUCAGCAGGUUAUUAACAUGUCAAAUCCAUGUAGAUCUGUGUGUUUUUACCAUGUUGUAUAUGUUGUAAUAACCGAUGGCAGUACUUCUCUUUCCAUAUUGUGCACAUCUUUUUACUUUGAAUGUUGUCAGACACUUUGUGAACAAAAAUGCUUUUUUGUUUUGUUUUUCUCUUCCAAGAUA